Messenger RNA from Chiroxiphia lanceolata (lance-tailed manakin), 1650 nucleotides. RefSeq names its product interleukin 20 receptor subunit beta (gene IL20RB). NCBI's taxonomy places the organism in Eukaryota, Metazoa, Chordata, Aves, Passeriformes, Pipridae. The transcript has 7 exons. The record is from RefSeq and is a predicted model, not a curated record. Gene Ontology annotation, molecular function: interleukin-20 binding. Bases 1 to 933 code for a protein of 310 amino acids.
AUGUCACUAAAGCUCAUCUGCUUCUUCCUCUGCACCCUGAUUGCACCACAUCUCACGGGAAUUUUAGGUGAAGAAGCUUUGCUGACAGCACCGCAGAACAUCUCCAUUCUUUCUACCAACAUGAAACACUUCUUAACUUGGAGUCCUGUGAUCAUCCAGGGAGAAACUGUGAGAUACUCAGUUGAGUUUCAGGGGGAGUAUGAGCGAGUGUACGCCAACGAGAGCUGGAUCCCCAUCUCCGAGUGCUCCCUCAUCACAGCCACGCUGUGUAACAUCACAGAGGACAUCUCAGCCACCGUGGCCUAUAACCUGAGGGUGAGGGCAGCUCUUGGUGCCAGGAGGUCAGAGUGGGGCACCCUGAAAGGCUUCUUCAAUCGCAACACCACUUCCCUCACCCCCCCUGUGAUGAAGGUCAUAGCAGAUGGGUAUCAUUUACUAGUGGAGCUGGAAGACAUGGGGCCUGCCUUUCAGUUCUGUGUUCUCUACUGGAAGAAGGGCCAGGAAAGCAGGAUGCAGCAGAAGCUGGUGAGAGAGGUCAGCUCUGUGGUUCACCUGGACACCAUGGAGGCAGGAGCUGAGUACUGUGCAAAGGCUCAGUCGUACGUCGAGGCCAUCAACAGGAGCAGCAGCUUCAGCCAGACCCAGUGUGUGAGAGCCCAGGGUGACACAUCCAUGUGGCUGGUUACUGCCCUCAUCUCCUCUGCUGGCUUUGCUGUGGCUGCUUUAACCCUGCCUUUCCUCACCUGGAAAACAAGUAAAAUCUUUCAGUACUCCUGCUGCCCUGUUGCUGUCCUGCCAGACACACUGAAAGUAUCAGAGCCCUCCACCCAGUUGAUCCUGUGUGGCAGUGAAGAGGCUGAGCAGUGUGAUCUGACAGUGGUUGUGAUGCCCUCAGAAGAAGUUCUCCGACUGUGGCUACAAGAAACACUUUAGAGCAGCCCAGAAAACAAACAGCCUCUUUGCAGCAUCUUCAUCCAUCUGCAUCAAAAGCAAGUAGAGGUGACAGCUGCCAGUUCUAUGCCUCCCCUUCACAUCCUUACCCAGGAGCAGACAUGAGGUAACUCGGUUCCCUUUCUCACAUGGGUGGUCCCAAGGCAGAGCUCACCCUUCACCCACCAGGAUUUCACCAGAGCAAUGCAUUUGGAGCCCAGUGCCUUAGUUCCAAACCAUUUCAGCCUCAGUGUUUUGCCUUAGUAAGAGCUUCUUACAUUGCAAAACCAGCUGGGAUGAGCAGGGAAAAAAAUGUUUUUAGUGCUGCAGGCCUUGAGCUGAGGUGACACUCAUUGGAAAGGGUGUUGGCAGUGACGGAAUCCUGAAUUGCUGCGUGUGACAGAUAACAAUGUAUGGUGCCACCAAAACUUACAGACAGUGCCAUGAGGGAUGACUGGAUUUCACCAGUACUUAGGAGCAAGUGAUGUGAGAAACAUCCAGACUUCAGAGCUGGUUGCAGGGAGUGAUGAGAACAUUUUGGGUGCAGACCUUUGCAAGAGCAGCAGUGUCACUAACAAUGUAUAGGUCCACGAUCACCCAGUCAAAAAUAGGAAAGCUGUGUAUGAGUGAAGGAAAAACUAGGACCUUCAGAAAAAAUAUAAUUAGGAAUUAACUGUUUCAGUGAGAGGAAGUGCAGGAAAACAGGGAAAAGAUUGAGAA